This is a messenger RNA of Lachancea fermentati, 915 nucleotides long. The record is from the annotation of a GenBank genome assembly. NCBI's taxonomy places the organism in Eukaryota, Fungi, Ascomycota, Saccharomycetes, Saccharomycetales, Saccharomycetaceae.
AUGACAGAAGAAAUCGACUACGAAUCGCUACCUGCUAACGCUCCGCUUGGCCAACAGCUGGCUGCGGGAGCAUUUGCAGGGAUUAUGGAGCAUUCGAUCAUGUUCCCCAUCGACGCUAUAAAGACCAGAAUGCAAGCGAUCAGUGCUGGGCUCGGGACGGCUGGAACCGCAGCACGGCUGCCGGUUACGAUGCUGCAGCAGAUAUCACGAAUUUCCACGACAGAGGGCUCGCUUGCGCUGUGGAAAGGUGUUCAGUCGGUGAUCCUAGGGGCGGGGCCGGCGCACGCGGUGUACUUUGCCACAUACGAGAUGUGUAAGGGCUAUCUGAUCGAUCCGCAGGAUUUCCAAACACACCAGCCGCUGAAGACUGCGCUCAGUGGUGUUGCGGCCACGAUCGCAGCAGACGCGCUCAUGAACCCCUUCGACACCAUCAAACAACGCAUGCAACUGCAAUCGCGCGGUGGCGACAAGAUGUGGGCGACAGCCACACGCAUGUAUCGGAACGAGGGCCUCAGCUCCUUUUUCUACUCCUACCCUACCACAAUUGCCAUGAAUAUCCCCUUCGCAGCCUUCAACUUCGUGAUUUACGAAUCCUCUACUAAACUGCUUAACCCUGUAAAUUCCUACAACCCGCUUGUGCAUUGUCUGUGCGGUGGUCUGAGCGGUGCCACAUGCGCAGCAAUUACCAUGCCAUUGGAUUGCAUCAAGACAGUUCUCCAAGUGCGCGGCAGCGAAAGUGUCGUACACCCGCUUUUCAAGCAGGCCGACACUUUCUCAAAGGCUGCCAGAGCUAUAUUUAAAGUGUACGGCUGGUCAGGGUUCUGGCGCGGUCUCAAACCACGUAUCAUUAGCAACAUGCCUGCCACCGCCAUAUCGUGGACUGCAUACGAAUGUGCCAAGCAUUUCCUGUUCUAG